Messenger RNA from Fonsecaea nubica, 1965 nucleotides. RefSeq lists its product as hypothetical. Lineage: Eukaryota; Fungi; Ascomycota; Eurotiomycetes; Chaetothyriales; Herpotrichiellaceae. Gene Ontology annotation, biological process: proteolysis. The record is from RefSeq and is a predicted model, not a curated record. The transcript has 5 exons. Gene Ontology annotation, molecular function: serine-type peptidase activity. The coding region runs from base 1 to 1965 and encodes 654 amino acids.
AUGACUUCUGGCCAAGUUGCACAGUAUGGGACAUUUAAGAGUCCCAUCGAGCCUGAGAGCUUUGCGGCCCCAGGUUCGGUGGUAUUGAAUCGGCUAUGCGUCAACCGCGACAAUGGCAAAAUAUACCUGCUUGAGAUACGUCCAGAUGAGGGAGGAAGAGGCGUCAUCGUCGAGCACUACAAUGGACAGAGCAGAGAUGUUCUUCCCAAACAGUACAACUGCCUGUCCCAGGUCCAUGAGUACGGUGGGGCCUCCUUUGCCUUCAAUGAGUCUACGGGACACAUUAUCUUCACGGAUUGGGAGACCAAGGGUGUUUUUGGCCUUGACCCUGAAGCAGGCGAAACAAUCCCAAUCGUGACGGCGGAUCCCAAAGUAUACUACGCCGACUUCGCUAUCCAUCCUCACCAUUCUCAAUAUACCGUGGCGAUCAAAGAGGACCACAAUACGUCCAAGAUUUCAGACAUCCAAACCUCUCUUGUGGUGAUCGACUCGUCCACAAAUCAAGUCCGGCCUCUAGCUACUGGUUCCGACUUCUACACCUUUCCAAGCUUCAGUCCUGAUGGAACAAAGAUUUGUUGGAUACAGUGGAAUCAUCCUAAUAUGCCAUGGGAUAAUACAGAGCUAUGGCUUGCUGACUGGGACCACGGCACGGCAAAGAACCCCAGAUGCAUUGCUGGCCAGCAGACCAAGGCCAGCAUUACCCAACCACGAUGGAGUGAUGAUGGAGUUCUUUACUUUGUCUCGGACCAGACUGAUUUCUGGCAAAUAUAUUCUUUUGCCAAUGGUGAUAUACAACAACUCGUACUGUCAGGGCUGGAGGAUGCCGAAUUUGGAUUUCCAGAUUGGUUUUUGGGAGGCUCUUCCUACUGUCUCCUAGAUCCGUCCAAUAUGGUGGCCGUUUUCAAUUAUCAAGGCCGCUGCACAACCAUUCUCGUAGACACUCGAACACUCGAAUGGCGUGAUCUCAGCUGUCCUAUUGUCGAGAUACCGAAUGACGCCGUCAAGCCAGUAUCUGACACAUCGUUCGCCAUCAUCGGCGCCACUGCCUCCCUCCCCAUGCUGGCUACGGUGAUUGAUAUCAAUGAACAAGGGCUUGGGACAAUCUUGAAACAGUCCACCCAGACGCCUCUUCCGGAAGAGUAUGUCUCCUCUCCGCAGCCUAUUACAUUUCCGCGAGUCCACGGUCCUGGUGGUGGUGACGCUUAUGGGUUAUUUUAUCCGCCCAAAAAUCCACAAUUCGAGGCGCCGGCUGGCACACUUCCGCCCCUUAUUGUCGCUCUUCACGGGGGGCCAACAUACCAAGCAGGCCCAGGUUUCUCCCUUCGCGACCAAGCACUCACGACUAGGGGUUACGCUCUCGUACAGCUUAACUAUGUAGGAAGCACUGGCUAUGGCCGGCCGUACCGCCGCCUACUUGCUGCACUAUGGGGAGUCAGCGACAUCGCCGAUGCUGUUUCGGCAGUUGACUAUCUGGCUCAACAAGGGCUUAUCGACAAAUCACGAGUGGGUAUCACCGGCCACUCUGCAGGUGGCUAUGCAACGAUGCAAGCUCUGGCUAAAUACCCCUCGGUGUGGGCUUGCGGUGUCGCUGAGAGCGGCAUAUCGGAUAUGAGGCUCCUUGUCGAGGAGACUCAUAAAUUCGAAUCUCAAUAUCUCUCGCCGUUAUGCUAUCCUUCUGAUGCUACACCAGCAGAGCAAGAAGCCAUUCUGAAAGACAGGAGCCCUCUGACUCAUGCGUCAGAUAUUAAAAGCCCGCUGCUGAUAAUCAGUGGAGCGGACGAUGCCAUUGUGCCGCCAAAUCAAGCAUACAACCUGGCAAAGAUCAUCAAGGAGGCAGGCACAGCGGUAGACAUCAAGGUCUAUGACGGCGAAGGGCAUAUAUUCAUCAAGGGAAGCACAUUAAGUGAUAUCGAGCGGAGGCGGUAUGAGUGGUUCGAGAAAUACCUGGCAAGGGCAACUCGGUAG